Messenger RNA from Ostertagia ostertagi, 696 nucleotides. The record is from the annotation of a GenBank genome assembly. Lineage: Eukaryota; Metazoa; Nematoda; Chromadorea; Rhabditida; Trichostrongylidae.
UGGUCGGUCGUAGCGUUUGCCUUUGCAAUAUUCCUUGCUUUUAUCGAUUGGCUAAUUCUACAACUCAUCGUGACUAUCCGCCGUGUGCCUGGAUGUAGCUCAUUCGGCUGCUUCACAAAUGACAUUUUCCGCGAGUACUGGGGCCUGUCGAAUAUGAUGAUGAAUCUGCUGUCAUGCUUUUUAACAGUCGUGAUCAUUUACAAUCUUUACAAACGUUCAAAGGUUGCGUCAGAAGCGAUCCAAAUUGAAAAGCAGAACAGAAGUAAAAUUGAUAAAAGCGCAAAUCGUGUGGCACUGUACAUUCUACUCGUGUCUGCUUUGAUUGGUGUAGUGCCGGGAUGCAUGAAUGGUGUGGGCACCGUCGUCAGCAUUCCAGUGAGUUGCCUCGACAUUAAUUUACAUAUAAUCAGUUUUUUAAGUGACUGGAUUAAAAAAAUAGAAUCCUCACUACGGUUCUGCCCCUCAAAAGAUUUAGUGGUUCGAGGUGAAUUUAUUCAGAUGCUAGAUGAGAUAUCUUUUUUCGUGGGGACUUGCGCAACACUGUCUGGACUAUCUCAUGCGUUUAUUUUCGCUAUGGCACAUCGAGAAAUUAGACACUACAUCCGUUCGAAAAUCUUCUGUCAAAAUGAUGGCAACUCUAGUCGCUUCGAAUUGAACAGUAUCGCCGUGAGUUUGAGUCACUAUAAGAAUUCUAGC